Messenger RNA from Ipomoea nil (Japanese morning glory), 531 nucleotides. RefSeq lists its product as uncharacterized. The coding region runs from base 1 to 531 and encodes 176 amino acids. The record is from RefSeq and is a predicted model, not a curated record. Lineage: Eukaryota; Viridiplantae; Streptophyta; Magnoliopsida; Solanales; Convolvulaceae. The transcript has a single exon.
AUGGCGUGGAAUGGUAAUAGACCGAAUGCGUCGUCAACAGCUGCACCGGUUGCAGCUCCACCGGCAGCUCCAUCUAUUCCGGCGACGGGCAACUCCAAUGUUGCAGGAGUGACCUUCAAUCCCAACGAUGCCGCCAGUCCAUUUUUCUUGCAUCUAAACGAAAAUCCCUCAUUGACUCUCGUCUCUACGCUGUUGGAUGGUCGGAAUUACCACCCCGAGGCCAGGGCGAUGGAAAUGUCGCUACUGUCGAAGAAUAAAUUAGGGUUCGUCUAUGGCACAAUCUCAAUGCCAAAUGUGGGAGAAGUCAAAUAUCCCUACUGGAAAAGGUGCAAUAACAUGGUAGCGACGUGGAUUAUGCGAUCCGUCUCCCCUGAUAUCGCUCAGACAGUCCUAUGGGUGGGAACGGCGGAAAGGAUAUGGAACACCUUGAAGGCAAGGUUUAGCGAAGCAGACAUCUUCAGGAUCUCGGAUCUUCAUGCUGAAAUACCAAACAAGGCAAGGAGACCUAACUGUAAGUGCCUACUUUGCUAA